Molecule: messenger RNA, 663 nt
Organism: Acanthosepion pharaonis
Lineage: Eukaryota; Metazoa; Mollusca; Cephalopoda; Sepiida; Sepiidae
Source: the annotation of a GenBank genome assembly
AUGCUAUUGUCUGUAAAAUCACAGGAAAUCUGCAUAUCUAUCUGUUUGCUCUAUCACUUCUCUCUUUCUUUCUCUUUUCUUUUUGUAAUUGCUACUACCGCCAUUUUUCAUCGUCUUUCUUCUUUUUUUUUCUUACCUUAUUUUUCCCUCUUCUCUUCAGUUCUCUAUAAGAUAUAUUUCUCACUCCUACUCUCCCCCUUCCCUUUCUCUCGCAUCUGUCUCACACCCUCUACCUCACUCUUUCACUCCGCUCUCUUCCCUACUUUUUCUUCUUCUCCCCCUUCUCUCUCUUUCUUUCUCGAUCAUCUGUGCCGGGAAGUGGACUCUUUCUCUCUUCCCUUCUUUCUCCCCCCUUCUCUCUCUCUCUCUCCCCGCACUCUCUCUCUCUCUCUCUCUGGGAGUAUCUAUUUCCUCUCCCUCUCUCUCUCUCUCUCUCUCUCUCUCUCUCUGGGAGUAUGCUCGUGGCACUUAGGCCCACCUCACUUCUUCUUCUUCUUCUUCUUCUUCUUAACGCCAAGUGACUGCUAUCGACUCUCAGCUAGUUCUUCGUUCGAGUAUGAUGCCUUCUUAGUAACAAAUAAAAAAGUUUACUUUCUCUCCUCUCUCUCUCCCUGCUGUGCACCAUUGACCUUUUCAUCGGUGCUUUCUAUUUUCUCAGAAUAA